CCGCCGAACCGCCGCCAUGAGCCACGUCGACGUGAAGAACCUGAAGCCCUCCCGCUUCGAGGAGCAGCACUUCGACGAGUACGAGUACUACAACCUGACGGACAAAUACGUGGAGGGUUCGGCCCGCAAAGGCAGAACCAAGAAGGAGGCCAGCGAGAACACGAACCGGCCCAACCCGGGCGGGCACGAGCGCAAGAUCGCGGAGAAACUGCAGAACAGCGAGAAGAAGGCGAAGGCGUGACCGCUGAGGACUACUCGGACAGAUUGAAACGGAAACCGAACAUGUCCUUCUUGGCGACUCACGUAGACCUGCGGAAGUGUUCCAGCGCCAAGGGGCGGAGUUACGAGAGGGCGUGGCCUGUCGACCCAGGUGGAUGAAGGCCCUCUGCACCUGGUUGUUUAUGAUGUUCUUAAUGGUUGGUCUGGUCCGGGUUCGGACCGUGACUGUGCAUCAGUGACGGUGCUCUUUGUUUUAAAUGUUUUUUACCAUUAAAGUUGUUUUUAAAUGA
Oryzias melastigma (Indian medaka) is the source of this 509-nucleotide messenger RNA. It is a transcript of the gene nupr1b, whose product is annotated as nuclear protein 1b. The record is from RefSeq and is a predicted model, not a curated record. Gene Ontology annotation, cellular component: nucleus. Gene Ontology annotation, biological process: regulation of transcription by RNA polymerase II; negative regulation of cell population proliferation; negative regulation of cell cycle. NCBI's taxonomy places the organism in Eukaryota, Metazoa, Chordata, Actinopteri, Beloniformes, Adrianichthyidae.